Messenger RNA from Sphenostylis stenocarpa, 1752 nucleotides. The record is from the annotation of a GenBank genome assembly. Lineage: Eukaryota; Viridiplantae; Streptophyta; Magnoliopsida; Fabales; Fabaceae.
AUGGUACCAAAAAGGAAAUAUUUUCAGAGGCAACAAGGCGUUGGCAAAGUUCCAAUUCAGGACCAUAAACGAAGUUAUGGUGAUACAACACAAGCGUCAAUCAGUGGCCUGAGAAAUGUGAUCAACGCACUAUUUACGAGUGACCACUCUUCCAAUUUGGAAACUUUUCUGCGAAGAGUGGUAAGAGAGGAGGUGGAAAAAGAAAUCCUGGGCCAGGCUCAUCUAUUUCCAAGAAAAAGGGUUAACGCCGCAGCCAAACCCUUAAAGUUGUGUUUUCUUAAUAAGUUACCUGAUACAAUUUAUACUCGAUCUAAUAUAAUAGCAGAAGACGGAUCACUCCUUCAAAUUGCUCUAUUUGAUGUUAGAACCAAGUCUGUAGUAAAUGAGGGUCCUCUUUCUUCACUAAAGAUAGAGAUCUGCGUUCUGGAUGGUGGGUUCGGAUCUGAUGGCAGUAAAGAGUGGACAGAAGACGAGUUCAAUUCCCAUAUCUUACGUGAAAGAGAAGGUAGAGAGCCACUUUUGAUUGGAGAGAGGUUUAUUACUCUAAAAAAUGGAGUUGCUUGUAUCCCUAAAAUUGCCAUGUCUGACAACUCAAGAUGGCAAAGAAGCAGAAGGUUCAGGAUUGGAGUCAAAUGUGUGCAGCCAACUUCCAAUGGAGAAAAGAUUCAGGAGGGUAGAAGUGAACCUGUUGUUGUCAAAGAUAACAGGGGAGAGACCUAUAAGAAACACUAUCCUCCAUCCUUGGAUGAUGAAUUAUGGCGCUUGAAGAAUAUUGCUAAGGAAGGAAGAAUCCACAAGCUGCUUUCUUUACAUGGAAUUCACAACGUGAAGGAUCUCUUGCGGCAGUGCAUAACCAACGAACCAUCGCUAUAUAAAAUGGUAGGAAACAUUGCCAAGAAGUCAUGGUUAGCCAUCACUGACCAUGCCAAAACUUGCGUGAUAGAUGAUUACAAGCUUUACAGCUAUCACUCCCUAGAACUGCAAAUAGGCCUGCUAUUCAAUUCCAUCUACAUCCUUGUGGGAGUUACAUUUGAUUGGCAAAAUUAUUAUUCACCAGAUACUCUCACUCCCGAAGAAAAGUUCCUUCUUCCUUGGCAGCAUUUGGUGGAAAUAGUGAAGAAGCAAGCUUACAAAAAUGUCAACAAUAUUGUAUUGAUUGAUGAAACUAAAUUGAACUGUUUAAAUCUGGCUGCAUGUCUAAAAGCAAGGCAGUCUGACACUCCAGAUCAAUAUCUGCAACACAUGAAUAUCUCAACUGCACAAGUAACAUUCCCAGAUUAUAGUCAACCAUUUAUCUCUGCUUCAUACACUGAUGAAGGAAUGCAUGACAACCAAGUUUAUGCCGAUCCACUGACAGGAACAAGAGAAAUGCCACAAAACAGUCAUGUGUUGGAUGAAUUAUCCCCUGAAAUGUACACUGAAGAGGAUAGUUGUCACUUUAAUGGAUCGUGUUUUCCAUUCAUGCAAGGUGGAUAUUCAGCAGAGAAUGAAGUCUCAGAGACUCAAUUCAUAGAUAGUUGUUCUCCUUAUACAACAUGGCAACCAGAAACUGGCCUUUUCUUUGGAUCUUCUGAUGGAGAAGAAUUUAACAGUUAUUCUACUUUGGUAAAUUCUGCUGUGAACAUACCAAGUAGUGGCAAACCGAAAGCAGCGUGGUAUAAGAUUGCUUUUGCUCUCAAAUGGGUCAUAUCAGUGAAAAGGCAUGCAGCUGCCAGAAAGAAUGCUCAGCUGUUUUAUUAUAAUAACUAUUAG